AUGACGAUCUGCACUUAUAACGCAAGUACGCUUGCAUCAGAAGCGGCCACCGAAGAUCUGAUAAUGCAAGCCAAGAAGAUCAAGUACGACGUCAUCGGACUGACCGAGACGAGACGACGUCACCCUCUCAACGCCUUAUAUGAAACUGGAGAAGAACUGUUCUUAGGAACAUGCGACAGUAGAGGUGUUGGUGGAGUUGGCGUCCUCGUCAACACGAGUAUGGCAAAGGACAUCGACUCUUUUGAACAACUUACGACCCGAAUCGGACGUCUGCGGAUGAGAAGAUGUGGCCCAACACCAGCUUUGACUAUCUGCGUCGCUUACGCUCCAACAUCAAGCUACGAAGAAGAAGUCGAAGCUUUCUAUAUGGACCUGGAGAAGUUCUACCGAGAAGACCAUGUCUUCUACAAGGUCAUAAUUGGCGAUUUCAACGCCAAGGUUGGCCCAAGAAGAACGCCGGAGGAACUUCACAUCGGGACCCACGGCCUACAAUGGAAUGACCAGGGGAAGAGGCUCUCCGAGUUCAUCAUAACGACUAAGACCAUCCAUGGGAACUUGCAAUUCCAGAAGCCCUCCCCUCUACGUUGGACGUGGGAGUCACCCGGUGGAGGGUACCGUAAUGAAAUAGACCACAUCAUCGUCAAUAAAAGGUUCUGCCUGACGGACGUCGGUGUUGUACCAAAGUUCUAUACGGGGACUACCAUCAACUGGGAUCUCUUCGCUACGCUAGCCAGCUUUUGGGAAGAUUCCGCAAUGGACAACAUCGACGAGGAAUAUGACCGGCUUGUCGAACACCUUCACGACUGCGCGAAGAAGGCUGGGAGUUUUAAAACCACCAAGAGGCGCCUGUCUCUUGAAACUCUUGAGCUGAUACGCCAACGUGGAGCAGCACGAGCCGCAGGGAACCAAGAACUCACGUCCGAGCUCGCAAGGCUUUGCAGAGAGGCGAUAAAGGAAGACCUUAAAGAGAGAAGAGCAGAAGUACUGGCUGAAGCUGCAGAGGCGGGGAAAAGCAUCCGCUAUGCCCGUCGAGACUUCGCCAGUCACAAGACGAGGAUGACUGCUCUCCGGAACCCAAAGGGAACAGCCAUUGCAUCGAGAAGGGGGAUGGAGAAAAUCAUCUGUGACUUCUGCUCUGAUCUCUUCGACAGCCAUGUCUACUUGCCUCCUCGCCAUCUAAGGGAAGAUGGACAAGUCAUUCCAGAGGUUCUCUCUUCCGAAAUACGACAUGCUAUCAUGUCGGUAAGAAAUCGUACGGCACCCGAUCCCGAUAGAAUAAGACCAAAACACCUGAAGAGCCUUCCGCCAGUUCUCAUCAACACCCUGGCGAGGCUCUUUACACGUUAUCUGUCGGAAUGCAAGGUUCCUAAACAGUGGAAGACCAGCAAAACCGUGUUGUUGUAUAAAAAGGGAGAUCCACAUGACAUCGGCAACUAUCGCCCAAUCUGCCUACUGUCCGUCAUCUACAAGCUCUUUACAAGAGUAAUCCUUAAUAGGAUUGAAAACGUCUUGGAUGAAGGACAGCCAUGCGAGCAAGCAGGGUUUGGAAAAUGA
This is a messenger RNA of Necator americanus (New World hookworm), 1554 nucleotides long. RefSeq lists its product as uncharacterized. The transcript is spliced from 2 exons. Lineage: Eukaryota; Metazoa; Nematoda; Chromadorea; Rhabditida; Ancylostomatidae. Gene Ontology annotation, molecular function: catalytic activity. The record is from RefSeq and is a predicted model, not a curated record. The coding region runs from base 1 to 1554 and encodes 517 amino acids.